UUUUUUUUUUUUUUUGCUUCUCAUGCGUGAUAGUUUUCUGGCAAUUUUGCUUUGUGGGUUUGGUUAGAUCUGUAAAGCUGGUUUAUUUGUGUCUUUUAUGCGUUAUUUUUUCUGUUCAUUGUCUGUUUUCCUUGUCCAGAUUAUCAAACCCUGAUUUUUCUUUCAAGUUCCCCAGAAUUUGGUCCUUUCUUUGUUAUUAUCGGAAAUUAUUUCUUAGUUUUCCGUUCUUUUAAAUUUCCCUGUUGAUCUGAGACGUUUUCUUCUAUAAUUCAUUUCCUUUCCAUAUCUACUGAAUUACCCUUUUUAGAAAGUUCUAAAUGCAUCCAUUUCUUGUUCUUCAAUCAAUUGUAUUUUGCGUUACUGACAAGCAAAGAGUAGUUUUCAUCUUUAUUAAUGGAAUGUGACUGGUUAUGUUUUUGAACGUGAUAAAAGAUUUCCUGCUAGUAUCUCUUCUCUGAUUCUUGGUUACUAUGUAUUCCUAGUUUUGAGCCUAUCUUCCUUGUUAAAACAAAGCUGACUUUGAGAUUGUUUUCAACUUUUUGUGUGUUUAUUGUGUUGAGACGGUUAGGAUGGAAGGCGAAAGUGCUUUUCGGAAUUGGGAUGAGCUAAUACCAGAUGCUCUUGGACUAAUCUUUAAACAUCUAUCACUCCAGGAGGUACUAACAGUGAUCCCUCGCGUUUGCAAAUCAUGGGGAAAAGCAGUAACAGGACCAUAUUGUUGGCAAGAGAUCGAUAUCGAAGAAUGGAGCAAAUGUUGCCAACCUGAACACCUUGAUCGGAUGCUUCAAAUGUUGAUCGCAAGAAGUUCUGGAUCUCUCCGCAAGCUCUGUGUUUCUGGCCUGCACAAUGACAUGAUGUUCACCUUCAUUGCAGAAAAUGCUGGUUCCCUUCAUACAUUGCGCCUACCAAGAGGUGAGAUGAGUGAUUCUGUUACUGAGCAGAUUGCUGGAAGGCUCUCAGCGAUCACUUUUUUGGAUUUGAGCUAUUGCAAUAAAAUCGGUGCUCGUGCUUUAGAGGCCAUAGGAAAGAACUGCAAAAUGCUGGUAGGUUUGUGCCGGAACAUGCACCCAGCUACAGGGAAGCUCACGCAAGAUGAUGAGGCUAAUGCCAUUUCUGCAACAAUGCCUAAGCUCAGGCGUCUUGAGAUGGCUUACCAUGAUCUUAGCACUGAAAGUGUUUUAACGAUCCUUUGUAGCUGCUCUCAGCUAGAAAUUUUAGAUUUGAGAGGGUGCUGGGAUGUCAAACUUGAUGACAAGUUCAUCAAGGGGAAGUUCCCAAACUUGAAGAUUUUGGGACCCAAUGUCAAGGAUUGCUAUAAUGAUUGGGACGAUUGCUCAGAUUACUCGGAUGGUUCUGAGUACUUGGCCUGGGAAUUCCUAGCUGGUGGAAUGGGUGAUUAUGAUGAUGAUGAUGAUGAUGAUGUACUCUAUGACGGAAUGUGGGAUGAUGAAGGCAGGCUGGAGGAGCUUGAGCUAAGGUUCUACGACGGAAUUGUUGAGGAUGCAGGAGUCCAUGGUUGGCCUCCAUCACCUUAGGUUCUGUGUUUCUUCCUUGUCAAGUUGUGUACUAUUUCAAGCGUUUUCUAUCUUGGAACUUCUACUAUAUGCUCUAAAUGUAGUAUAUGUUUCAAUAGGAAUGAACUUGUGUGGUUUGUAUCUCUCUUCUGUCAUGCAUAAUCUAAAGUUCCAAGUGAAAGAUUCCUUGUAUAGUCCUGAGUGUAUUUUGGUUGCUAAUUAACAAUCAGAUUUGAAUUCAAAUGCCCUUGAGGUGGAAAUAGAAAGAUAAGAUCCAUAUGAAUA
Messenger RNA from Pistacia vera, 1799 nucleotides. RefSeq names its product F-box protein FBW2-like. The transcript is spliced from 2 exons. Gene Ontology annotation, molecular function: protein binding. NCBI's taxonomy places the organism in Eukaryota, Viridiplantae, Streptophyta, Magnoliopsida, Sapindales, Anacardiaceae. Bases 570 to 1535 code for a protein of 321 amino acids. The record is from RefSeq and is a predicted model, not a curated record.